Molecule: messenger RNA, 6322 nt
Organism: Penaeus vannamei (Pacific white shrimp)
Lineage: Eukaryota; Metazoa; Arthropoda; Malacostraca; Decapoda; Penaeidae
Source: RefSeq, a predicted model, not a curated record
AAUGGCUCCAAUCGACGGCAGCGGUUUAACUUCACAGAACGUGCCAUGAACACGAUCCAGACGAGAGUGUAUUUGCAACUGCUCUUUGAAUCAUCAAUUUUCCCUCAUUAUAGAUGGAGUUUGCAAGGAAAGUUCGCGAUGCAUUGUUUUUUAAAGAGAUGAAUUCGCGUAUUUCCCAUUUCGGCUUUUUUUCUUGCCUCAUUCCUUUGUUAGUAUUUUUAUACAGCUUCCUUUGUUCGAGAGGAUCUUCCUGCUGUACCCUCAGGACUGUACCCUAGCUACAAAAAAUACUUACAACACAAUGCCUUAGUACAAUCAAUAACAAUACGCGGAUAGUCUUAUGUCCCAUUUUUAACGAUACAUGAAAAAAAAAGAAAAAAAAGUUUGAAUAUUGAUUUUAGGGGACUCCAUGGUACAGUUUUUGCCCUUCUAAAAAACUACGGAAGCUUUUUUCUCCUUAUGAACCUCUCCCUUGAACCAUAAUCAAACCCGUCCUUGUAGUGAGAGGAAAACGCUUAGAAUAUUUAAUGAGCAAAUGAAAAGGCCAAAAAACGUCUUUACUUGUUCCUCAAUUCUUGUGUAAUAAGCGACGUAAACAAUAACAAGAACAUGUGCGUUUGAUGUGGAACUUCAGGAUGAUUGUUUUGCGGAAAAAAUACAAAUAUGGCCAAUGUUUUCAUGGACAGAGAGGUUUAGAUAGAAUUACAGUGCAAUAAAUGAGUGCAGAAUAUUGAUAUAUCAGCAAUGGACACCAUUCUACAAGAAGCAGUACCAAAACUUUUUGGUGAAGAUGUGAAUCAGAAGAUAGUUAGAAGAAUCAGUAAGGAUCUGGAGAAUCUAAAGGACUCUGAUCAGGAACUGCUGGUGGAGGAGAUCAGUUCCAACUUUAGAAAGUUGUUAAAUGAUGAUCCUGGUAAAGCACUUGUUACUGCAACUUUGCUAACAGACGGAAACCACAUUCUCAAGAGAGGUUUGUCUCCAUGUGUAGAAGAAGUCCUUAAAGUUUGCUGUAUCAAGAUUGAUUCCCUACAUGUAGCAGACUCAAGAAAACAGUCAGAAUUUCACAUUGCUGUAAAGGCAGUAUAUGGCAUUGUUCAGUAUGUUCUCCCUCUGGAAACUGAAAUAGUCCAGGACCUUGCAUUACAACACCAGCUGAAAGCCGUUUGUGUGUCACUUCUAAGAGCGGUUGUAAGCAAUAAGUUACCAUCUGACUGCAGCUUGAUUGUAUCGACUUCAUUGUGCAUUACCUCAGCUCUGCUUUGUACGAGGGAUGUGGAAUUGAAUUUCUUAAAGCUGAUAUGUGCUGUAAGCCAAGCACAGACUCUGAAAGGAAAAUCUGAAGACAGUGAAUGGUCUCUUCCUGAUAUUGAAAUAGAGGAAUUGGAAGAAUUCUGUAGAGGGAUAACACCAUCUCUCCCUAUUGUUUUGAUGUUUUAUGGACUAUUCAAUUCAAAUGCUGCUUGGUUAUAUUCAUCCAGGGGUAGAGGAAGUGACAGUGAAAUGAACACUCCAUUUCUCUAUGAAGUGCAUCCAGUGAUCAUGAAGAUGUGUAAAUCUGCAGCCAUCGUUUCAGGCAUUUCAGCAGAAGUACCAGUGCUUCACAUGUGGCUUGUGUGUGUGAGGAAGUACGGUAACUUGUUAAAGGAAGUAGAAUGUGAUAAGGAAGAAAAAACAGGAUGUAGCCUCAAGCAGCAGCAUCCAGCGUCCUGGUCAAUAUUCACGCUCCAGGCUAAUGAUAGCAAUACUAUAUUCCAUCUUUUGAAUUCUAAUUGGGAAAAUCCAGCUAAAGGUGUGAGCGAUGUUGUAUACACAUGUAUGUCAGAGUUAUUAGAGCUGCAUGAUGACAGACAGCCAGGUCAAGCCAAAGUACUAGCCAGCAACAUGCUAGAUGCUCUCGUCACUUCUGCUGCAUGGACAUCGAAGAGCACUUACCCACCUCUAGGCCUGGCCAUUUCUUUUGUAGGGGCAAAUGAGGCUCUACAGCAGCAUCCGGUAUUAGCAAAUGGUUUGACAGAGUCUCUUAAGGUGAACCAUCUGGCCUCAGCUGGCACUAAUGUGUACAAAAUAGUGCUUAGUCAGUUAUCUGUCAAUGCUUGGCAUCAGCAUUUCCUCCAUAUCAUUUGUGAUGGUUUACACAGCCAAGAAAGAAUGAUUCAACAACACAUUCUCACUCUGUGGCUUCCACCCACUCUCCGUCAGUAUGGCAGUGUAUAUCAAGAGCUGAUAGCCUUGUGUCGGGACUGCUCUUCAGGCUGGCUUGCACGCAUGGCUAUCUUGAGAGUGGCUCGCAGUCUUGGUGUUUUGGAUUUGGAAGAUAAUUCUGAUGUAGAAUUAGAGAGAAAUGAAAGGCAAGAGGCAAGUGGAGGAGGUAAUGGAAUGAAAACAGAGUCUGUUAUGGGCUGCGUCGAAUCUGCUCUAUGUUGUAUAGAUGAGGUGGUAAGGGGGGAAGCACUUGCUUUCCUGUGCUGUACUCAGAAGGGAUCUCAGCCAAUUUCCUCUAGAGAAAGUGAACUGUUGAGAGAGUUCUUUCAAUGGAAUAUGAAUAUUGACUCGGCUCCAUUCAGACAGAGUAUCAUCAAAUGCUACAAAGCUCUUGUAGUAAGACUUCGAGACACUUGCCAUGCUGAGCUAAAGAAGUCGGGUUAUAAAGCUAGUGAUUCAGAUGCUUCUUCAAGAUCUGCACUGCUUGAGAAAUUGCCAGUGCUGAAGGUGAACUGUGAACUUUUGAUAUGGCUUGUACAUUUUCUCCAUGACAACCUUACACCUGAAGGAAAUUACCAAAGAAGAAUACUUUCUCUACAGUUAUAUAGAGAAACCCUUUUAGCAUUUUAUGAGAGUACAAAGUCGGGUAAAUAUUCCAUAAGUGCAAGGUAUGCAACUGCUUGUGGGUUCAUUAAUGCUAUUGGAACAUUUGAAGCAAUUCAUAAGAUUGUGGACUUGACGUUACCCUGGACACAAGAAAUAUUACUUACAUUAUGUAUGGAUGAAAUGAACGACAUACGAGAAGAAGCUGAAUGGACACUCAAAAUUUUGGAGUAUUCAGAAAAUUCAUUGUGUUAUUCGGAUGCUCAUUUGUGGCUGUUGAGAGGAUUGUCUAUGUGCGAUUCUCCAAAAGCAAGUACUGCCGAAAGUGGAGCUACUCUUGUAAAGGUUGUCACGUCAGCUUGUCACGCAAGGGGUCAUGAUAUCACCACUAUGCUGAAGUUAAGUGUUCUAUGGAAGGCUAAGGAUUUUCAAAGCUUGUUGACUUUCCUUUUUUGUCGGGUAAAAGAACAGUUUGAAGCUGCUCAGGACAACCUUCUACAAGCUUCACAAAGGAGUCCAAUCCAUGGAUCUUUAAUGGCUUUAGGUUAUUGCUUAUGCAGAGAUGUAUUAACUACAACAAUGUCAAAGGGCGAGGUGCUGGAAUUCAUGACAAACCUAACAGACUUGUUAAUUGAUAUAAUUGAAUACAUGCUCUCCAAACUGGCAUGUGCAUCUCCUAAUGGAUCAGCUUUUGCACCAUCCUUUGCCGAGAUGGGAGAAUCAAUAGAAAUUAUCAUAAAGGAAUGUGAGAGCAAAGGUGUAGAAGGGAACCCAUACGGAGAAGAGCACCUCCAGCACCAAGAAAAUGUGGAUAUAACAGUAGAAGAGGAAGAAGAGGUGGAUAUAGAAGAUAAUGCUAUCUCUGGGAACCAUCAGUUGAUUCUGGCAUGCUGUUGGCAAACCAUGAAGGCUUGUUGUGCUGUAACAAGUAUGAGUGUCACACACUGGAUAAGACAUCUCAGUGAAAGUCUUGUGGAGAAAUUGCUUCAUGGUGUUGUUGUCAGGGUCCUCACAGGCACCAGACACAAGGGGGCAAUGGAGGCUGCCAGAGCAUCUUAUGGUCAGCUUUGUUCUGUUCUCCUCAGCAGCAACAGCAACCUUGGCCAUCUCAUAUACAAACAGGUGAAUGAAGUCCUUGAUCACAUAGAAUCAGGAGCUCAAACUUCAGUGACUCGUCGUGCGGCAGGAAUUGCAAUGAUGAUGCAGGUCGCCUGUGGGGCAGCACCUCGCACUAAUGUUGAUCUCAUUAAUACAACUGUUUUGAGGCUAAUUCGUAUUAGCCAGUCUGAAUAUGAAGAACAGAACACAGUAGAUGCAUCUCCGGUUCUGGCACUUCACAUGCUACAGUCUCUGGUGUUGCAUGCUCCCUUAGCACACCAUCUGCUUCUCCACCUCCCUGCUAUUACCAGUACCUGUCUGCAGGCCUUCACCAACCACUCAUGGGCACUAAGGAAUGCUGCUCUGCAACUGUAUGGGGCUGUAGUGCCAAGAAUGGUUGGACAGAAGAAGGUACGAGAUGAUUCAUCUGUUCUGAACAGUCUAACAGCACCAGAGUUCCUAGCCAGGCACCCAUCUCUGGCUCAGUCCCUGUUGAAGAUGCUCAUGGAACCAGGAGCUUUGGAAGAAGAGACACUCCAAAAUAAGGAGAGCUCUUCAGAAUCUGAGAUUAUGGAAAAAAGAAGCAGUUGUAAGAUUUCCAGUGAGCCUGGGGACAGUAUGUCUAUUAAGGUGUCCUCUAGCUUAGUACCUGUGCUCAGCUUGUUAGCAAGAUUGUCACCAGGCACAGGAUUACAACAGAAUGCUGAGGUAAAUGACAUACUCCAGUGUUACCGAACUGAGACAACACGGCUUUUAGAAUCACCCAUACACACUGUGCGCAGAUUAGCCUCUCUGGCUGUUGUUGCCCUUACUCCGUCAGAGGAUGUGUUACAACUAGUUCACAGCCAUGUUGAACUUCUGGAGAGACAAGGUAAAAUAAGUAAUAAUCAAACUCAUGGAAGUCUGCUGACAUUAACGAAUAUCCUGACGAGUUACCCAGACAUCCAAAAUAAUUCUACAGUAAGAGAAAAGAUAACUUUAACAUUAUUAAGCUUGAUUAACUCAGAACACAGAUGUUAUGUUAACACUGUCCUUGCAGUGAGAAUUUGCCAGUUGCUGAAAACAGAUGUUAAUUUUGGGAAAUCUGUGGCAAUUCAUACUGCUCACCCAGGAGCAGCAGAGUACUGUCAGCUCCUCAGCAAAAUGAAAAUGAAAGAAGUAACGAGUAAUGAAAUGAGAGAAUGUUUAAUAUCUUGGAUUUCAGAUCAUGAUAUGGAAGAAAUCUGUUUCGAUUAUAUGCAGGAACACAUAGGACAAUAUAAGAAUAGCCCAUGGUUGAAAGAUAUUGAAAAGCUCUUAUGGGAAAAACUGGAACACCAUACCACAGUACGGUGGAGUCCAGUUCUAAACACUCUAUAUUCAAUUAUCAAAGAACAAGGAUAUGUAACCCACACCCCAUCUAAAGAUAGCUUAAAGACCGUUUUGCACUUGCUCAAGGGAUACCAUGGGGUUAAAGUAGCAGCUCAAACACUCAGGGUUGUGUCAUAUCUUUUCAAAUGCAUAAGCUGCAGUCAGUGGCCAAACACUGAGAUCAGAACAGAGAUACUAAGUGCUUUCUCAUCAUUAGUCAGUAAAUAUGCCGCGCCAACCUCUACCGAAGAUUACAGGUUGGCGGCAAGUGAUGCUUUAAGGGUUGCCCUGAGAACAUUGUUAUUUAGUGGGCCUAAAUUACAACCUCUCUACUGUGAACAACUAGUCUAUGCCUGUGUUGAGCUCUUGCAAGAUGAAGAUUCCACCAUCAGAGAUUCUGCUUGUCACAUAGUGGAGUCUCUUAGGAAAAGCAGGAGUCAGAAUCUGGAAAGAGUUUCCACAGAAAUUAAUGAUUUGUCAUCAGAAACCAUUAAUUUACUUCAUCCAAAUCUCUCUCUAAGGGAAUAUUUUGGACUCUUAGCCUCUUGGAGUGCCAGUAGGAAAGACUGGGCCUUUCUGAGAAUAUUAUGGAGAAUAUCUAGCAACCAACAGCAAAGCCCUGCUAUAUCUAGCAGAGACGGAGAGAGUACUCUUAAGCCCAAGUCGUAUCUCUUUCAGUCACAUACCAUGAAUUUAUAUAAAGAGCCAAAACAUGUAAGUAUUAUCACAUCUGAAUUGUUAUUGAAGGUUCUGAAGGACCACAAAAGCUCAAUACAAUAUGAGGAAUGUGUGUGGCUUACAGAGGAAUGUCAGCAGCUUAACAAACAGGGGGAGAUUCUUCACCAUCAACUGUCCAGCAGUCCGGUACUAGCCUUACAGAAAGAGUUGCUUGUUGCAGUUAGCACAUAUAUACUCGCUUAUGAGACUUUAUUACAGAUUAGUACGAUUUUUAAUGUUCAACUAGAUCUUGCUUUUCCAAUUUCAUGGAAUUCUAGCAAGUUUUGCACUGUUGAUUUCAAGUGUAAAUAGUGUAAAUAAUUUUAAGAGUAAAUUAUACAAUGGGUUGAAA